Drosophila biarmipes is the source of this 1511-nucleotide messenger RNA. Its product is annotated as homeobox protein invected. NCBI's taxonomy places the organism in Eukaryota, Metazoa, Arthropoda, Insecta, Diptera, Drosophilidae. Gene Ontology annotation, biological process: regulation of transcription by RNA polymerase II; neuron differentiation; multicellular organism development. The transcript has 2 exons. Bases 760 to 1242 code for a protein of 160 amino acids. Gene Ontology annotation, molecular function: RNA polymerase II cis-regulatory region sequence-specific DNA binding; DNA-binding transcription factor activity, RNA polymerase II-specific. The record is from RefSeq and is a predicted model, not a curated record. Gene Ontology annotation, cellular component: nucleus.
CAUUCUACCCAAAAGUCCAUACCCAGACCCUCGCAAAUGCCUUAUGAUAGAUGGAGCUCUAAAAUUACAAAAUACUUGCCACAUAUUUCAGUUUCGUUUCGAACAUCUUGCGGUCACUUGACUCGGCUCCUCCUUUGACCAAAAUAUUCCCAUUAGUGAAACCUCAUAAUCGCUUCAUCUCGGCGUUUUCCAUUUGCAUUUCGGUUACAGUUUUCCCAACUAUUUCCGAAACGAGCCAAACUUUGAAACCCCCAUUUCGAAUAGAAUUUUAUUUGCUAGUCUCUUGGCCCAGCUUUCGGGCCAACCCACAUCAAGUGGAGCGAUUCUCUGCGCCUGUCCGCCCCGAAUGCUGUUAAUUAAAUCGAAGACAACUCAAGUCGCCUCAUUUCGGGGGUGUUUUCCGGAAAAUCCUUCAGGGAAAUUAGCCACAGUCAAAAGUCAUUGCGUUGAUUACUUUUUGAAAAUGACGCGAGCAAUUUUCCACCCGAAAACUUUAAUUGUUUUAGCUGGUAAGCUGGGAAGAAGGAAGGGGGAGAACUGGGAAGACGGGGUCGAAGGACGUUACCCUGGACUCGUCUGGACGCAUUUAAAUGUGAAUUAAUUGCCGGGCUGCGCUGCAUAUAUGAGGCACAGGAUUUAUGUCCGCCCGAUGAGUCGGCAGUCGGGCAGGUUGAGGUCUGGGGUCUGAGCUCUGGAGUUCCGAAGUCUGAGGUCCAGGUCCAGUCAUGUUGGUGCCAUUAAGCGCUCCCUGGAAUUUUUAUGACCUCCGCACUCAUCUCAUCUCAUUGUGUUCCCCAUUUCGCAGGUCCACGAGCGCGAAAGCCCAAGAAGCCGGCGACGUCCAGCGCGGCGGCAGGUGUCGGCGGAGGGGGCGGGGGCGUCGAGAAGGGGGAGGCCGCCGAUGGGGGCGGGGUGCCCGAGGACAAGAGGCCGCGAACGGCCUUCAGCGGUACGCAGCUGGCCAGACUGAAGCACGAGUUCAACGAGAAUCGGUAUCUGACGGAGAAGCGUCGCCAGCAGCUGAGCGGGGAACUGGGUCUGAACGAGGCCCAGAUCAAGAUCUGGUUCCAGAACAAGCGGGCCAAGCUGAAAAAGUCGAGUGGCACCAAGAACCCACUGGCGCUGCAGCUGAUGGCCCAGGGAUUGUACAACCACUCGACGAUACCGCUGACCCGCGAGGAGGAGGAGCUCCAGGAGCUGCAGGAAGCGGCCAGCGCCGCGGCCUCGAAGGAGCCCUGCUAGAAGAGAUGCGGGGCUGCCGGCAAUAUCUACGAUCUAGUAUUUAUGGAGUAGCGUGUAAGGCUAGCUAUAGGAGUUCCUAGCGAUUAAGUUGUACAAUAUUCUAGUCCAUCGCGCACGCAGCCGGCAGAAUCGCCAGAAUCAGCCGAAGAAAUCGCCCGAGGAAUUGCCCUCCCCGCAGAAGGCAGCCCCCGGAGUAACGUAACGGUUGCGAGUGCGUUUUGUAUAAUAGAUUAAUAAAUUCACAACUAAAUAAUUUAAUAAACAUUUAA